ACUAGUUACCUACCUACCGAACCGACCACAAAGAAACAACCCUCUAUAAAUUCCUCCAAACCUCGUACCCCUCUAACAAAAUCGCCCAAAACCAAAACCAAAACCAAAACCAAAACCCUCCCUGCAACUUCCCAACACAACAUAGCUUGAUGAAUGUUUAUCACACGUGACGUGUCACCCCCCUAUUGGCACAUCACGUGAAGCACCCCUCCCCCAAGUAAAAACCCAAUCCACAUGACCCAACCCAUCCCACACCAUAUAACAUGACAAACACAACAAUGUCACACUCCCAAUAGCAAUCGAUUACUGCACCACUCUCCACUCUCCAACUCUCCUCACACCAACCGCCACUAAUAGAAAGCCGCAAUGAACAAAGGCGUAACCCAAGAACCCACCUUGCUCCUCGAUUCUCCCUUCCUCACCUUCCCCUCCGACAACGCCACCGUCCUCUCCAAUUUCCUCCACUUCAACUCGCGCCGCGGAGCAAAACGCUGCGUUUCGCUCGGCCUCAGGGUGGGGGAGGCCGCUGUCAGGUUCAGGAACGUUCUCAACGACUUUAACAGAGCCGUUAGGCUCCACUGCGAGAAGAUCCCAAUUGGGUUCGCAUCGCUGCGCGUUGCGGACGGUGACGGUAACGGUAACGGUAACGGUGAGGGGGUUGGUAACGGGGUUAUAGUGGACGAGUGUGGCGUGCCGGAGGACGAGGGGUUUCGCGGGAACGGCGUGGAGGGUGGGAGGCCUAAGAAAGUUUUGAUUUUGAUGAGUGACACUGGUGGGGGGCAUCGGGCUUCAGCUGAAGCGAUUAAAGCUGCUUUUUACCAAGAAUUUGGAGAUCAUUACCAGGUUUUUGUUACUGAUUUGUGGUCUGAUCACACGCCUUGGCCGUUUAAUCAACUCCCCAGGAGCUAUAGCUUUUUGGUCAAACAUGGGCCAUUGUGGAAGAUGACCUACUAUGGGACUGCCCCACGUGUAGUGCAUCAGUCUAAUUUUGCUGCAACUGGAACUUUCAUAGCUCGUGAAGUUGCUAAAGGCCUAAUGAAGUAUCAGCCAGAUAUAAUAAUCAGUGUGCAUCCACUGAUGCAACACGUUCCACUUCGAAUUUUGAGGUCAAAGGGUCUUUUAAAAAAGAUUGUUUUUACUACUGUAGUCACAGAUUUAAGCACGUGCCAUCCAACAUGGUUAGUUCUGUUUUCUUAUCAUUUCCUUUUCAAAAAUCAUACAAAUUGUCUUAUUUUGACAUCUUAUUUCUUUGUUUUCUUUAGGUUUCAUAAGCUUGUAACCAGAUGUUAUUGUCCUACAACAGAUGUUGCACAAAGAGCAUUGAAAGCUGGAUUGCAACAAUCUCAAAUAAAGAUUUUUGGUCUACCAGUCCGGCCUUCCUUUGUUAAGCCUGUCCGACCAAAGGAUGAACUAAGGCGAGAGUUAGGGAUGGAUGAGGAUCUUCCUGCUGUACUAUUGAUGGGGGGAGGUGAAGGUAUGGGCCCAAUUGAAGCAACUGCCAGGGCACUUGGAGAUUUAUUACACGAUGAGAAUGUUGGGGGCCCUGUAGGUCAGAUCCUUGUGAUCUGUGGUCGUAAUAAGAAACUUGCUAACAAACUGAAUUCUAUUAAUUGGAAGGUUCCUGUUCAGGUCAAGGGAUUUGUUACCAAAAUGGAGGAAUGCAUGGGAGCUUGUGAUUGCAUCAUUACAAAGGCGGGCCCUGGGACAAUAGCAGAGGCCAUGAUCCGAGGCCUUCCUAUUAUUCUGAAUGAUUACAUUGCUGGACAGGAAGCUGGUAAUGUCCCCUAUGUAGUUGAAAAUGGGUGUGGGAAGUUCUCUAAAUCGCCUAAGGAGAUAGCAAAAAUUGUUGCCGAUUGGUUUGGACCAAAAGCUUACGAACUACAACAAAUGUCACAAAAUGCAUUGAGGCUAGCAAGGCCAGAUGCCGUGUUCAAGAUUGUUCAUGACCUCCACGAGCUAGUUAGACAAAGAAGCUUCCUACCAGAGUAUUCUUGUACAGCUUAAUAACUGACACUGAGGGUAUUUUUUGAACCACCAUUCUGAGGAAAAUGUACAAGGCAGCGAUGAUGUAUCACUAGAAAAAAAUCUUGUAUUUUCUCUCAUCAUUAUUUUUCAGAUGCUCAUUUGAAAAUUUUAUAUUAAUUUAGUUUUGAAUGUUUCUUGCUUAUCAAUUACGUUCAUGUUAGAUAAACAUCACUGUUUUAGUAAUUGCAUGGGUCGAGGUUGAAACCUUUGCAGAACCUUAGUCUAUUAAUUUAAUAAUAAUAUGGUACCUGGGCAAAAACUUGU
This is a messenger RNA of Cajanus cajan (pigeon pea), 2289 nucleotides long. It is a transcript of the gene MGD1, whose product is annotated as monogalactosyl diacylglycerol synthase 1. Lineage: Eukaryota; Viridiplantae; Streptophyta; Magnoliopsida; Fabales; Fabaceae. Gene Ontology annotation, molecular function: hexosyltransferase activity. The record is from RefSeq and is a predicted model, not a curated record. Gene Ontology annotation, biological process: glycolipid biosynthetic process.